CUUUGAGGGCCCGUCUGUGCUCCAUCUUUUUUGCAACUACCAUCAACCCAGCACAGCUCGCCCAUUUGGACGCGACGAGCGAUUGGCGACCACAGUCACGUUGAGCUUUCACAUCUUGGCCACUUGCAGUGUGCUUUCCAUUGCGUCGAGCAGUCGUUCAUCUUUGCAGUCGACACCAGCGCCCGUGACUUGCUUGGUCGCGCCGUCUCGUAACCGCCCUCCUGAUGGCGUCCUCUUCGCGCGCCGGCGAGCAUCGCCCUGUUCACCAGGACUUUAUCGCCCGGAUACGAUACUCGAAUGCGCUGCCGCCGCCGCCGAAUCCGCCGAAGCUCCUCGACAUCCCUAGCACGGGCUUGUCCAGUGGCCAGUACACAACUCCCGGCUUCGCGUCGCGCCUGGCUCGCGAGCAGCCACUCAACAUCGAAGCCGAUGCAGAGCUUGGCAUGCCGCUCGACCUGGUCGGCAUGCCAGGUGUUUUCGAUGGCGACGAGAGUUCUAUACAAGCACCGCUGCAAGCCCAGCCAAUCCACCCCCACGACCGCCAUCUGCUGAGACCGCUUGCGACGCUCGGCAAGCCCAACGUGUCAGAACCCUCGGUCUCCUUCUUGCGACGUACCGAGUAUAUCUCCAGCAUCACCUCGAAAGCCCGACCCGAUGCGCCUCUGCGCGGACUUUCCAACCCAGUCAAGCGGCAAGUUAAGCGCGCCUCACCCGAACCUGACAAAGACUCGCCGGCCUAUGUUAAGCGGAAGAUCGACCAGAGCUUUGCGGCUGCGGCCGCGAACCUCAAAGACAAGAGCAGGGUCAGACACCCGACGAAGCGCAAUCUCAAGCUCUUGGACGCCUAUCCCCUAUUGCCAGACAUUGAAGCAUUCCCGGAUUCAGGAGCCUAUGUCACGAUCAAGUUCAGCAACAACCCUGUGCCAGCCUCGACGGUCUACGACACGCGUCUGCUUAGUAGCAUCCUGCGACCCAUCGAGAAGAGCGAAGAGGAAGAGGCGGCUUAUCAGGCCGCCAGCGAGGCUCACGAACAGGAUCCCCAGAACAACCCGAAGCCGCCCACAUCUAUGAACUAUGACUUCUACCUGAGUGACUCGGCAGUCUCGGCCGAGAAGUUCCGCAAGAUGUUUGAUAUUGACAACCCGAACCGCGACGACGAGUCCCUCUACACGCACAGCAACGAGGCUGGACCCAACUUCCAGCUCACUCGCUUGCGCGCCUACGAGACAUCGAAAGAGACGGAUCUCGACCACGAGAGGAAAUACGACGAGGAGGUUAUCCUGUCUUUCGACAAUGGAUCCAAUGGUGGCCAGAAGGCCGUGUACUACUAUCCUGUCAUGCAGCGCUCGACGGUCAAGCCGCAGCGCACGAAGAACAUCCACCGAACGAUUGGCGUGGCCCAGGAGGACGAGCAGAUUAUUGAGAAGCUCGACGUGACGGUCACCGAUCCGGACGAGGAGACAAAGGCGGACAUGGACAGGUUCAAGGAGAACCCAUACUCUUACGAGGAGGAGGAGGCUGAAGAUGCCACAGACCGCCGGCAGCAGAACGGCAGGCACCAGAGCCCUGAGCGCCGAAGGAACGGCGCGUCGGAUGACGACGCGGACGGGGACGAGGAUGAGAUCUAGUCUCGAGCCAGGAUGUCUUGGGGUGUCUGCUAUCCGCAAGUAAAGGAUGGCACCGCACAGAGCAGGCAGAAGACAGAUAGAGCCGCCCUUCACACACACGCGCUGGCCCUGUUGGUAGCCAGAGUCUGGAGACAGGAGAGGGCUCGGUAAUACUUUGCAAAAGCAGAAGCAUCGGUGCUUUAGCAGUAUCUUUGUUGCUUGGAAGCAUUUACACGCGUGACAGUAUAUUUACAAUCAAAACCCUGACCACCGC
Messenger RNA from Microdochium trichocladiopsis, 1881 nucleotides. Its product is annotated as RNA polymerase II-associated. Gene Ontology annotation, molecular function: RNA polymerase II complex binding; chromatin binding. The coding region runs from base 225 to 1628 and encodes 467 amino acids. Gene Ontology annotation, biological process: transcription elongation by RNA polymerase II. The transcript is spliced from 2 exons. Gene Ontology annotation, cellular component: Cdc73/Paf1 complex. The record is from RefSeq and is a predicted model, not a curated record. Lineage: Eukaryota; Fungi; Ascomycota; Sordariomycetes; Xylariales; Microdochiaceae.